This is a messenger RNA of Moesziomyces aphidis, 1914 nucleotides long. The record is from the annotation of a GenBank genome assembly. Lineage: Eukaryota; Fungi; Basidiomycota; Ustilaginomycetes; Ustilaginales; Ustilaginaceae.
AUGGCUUCCAUUCAGCCCUUACGGUGCGAUCUGUUUGAACCUCCGCCCGACGAUGAGCGCGCCGCAGAGGAGCAGGCUGCCAUGGAUUCCUCCCACGAAAGCAACCUUGCCAUGGCCAUCGAGCAGUCGAACCCCACUGGCGCAUCGCCCAGAAUCAGCCGCCUCAUCAAGCCUGUGCGCUACGACCUGUUCACGCCUCCAACCGACGAUGAGAUUGGUGCUGCUGAGCAACCUCCCACGGAACCCUCUGGGGAAAGCGUCAUUGUGACUGCCAGUGACAGCGAGCAGCCCACAGCAACGUAUGCACCGCCCCGAGUCGAACGCCUGAUCAAACCCGUUCGCUGCGACCUUUUUACGCCUCCAAUCGACGAUGGACCUGCUGCUGCGGAGCCGCGUCCCACUGAGCCUUUGCAGGAGAGCGCCACUGCCACUACCUCGAACAGCGAGCAGCGUACAGCAACACUCACACAGCUUAGCGUCAACGACUCCAACGAGUGGUUCAGCAAGACGUGCAAGGACGUUGUCACGCCCGACACCCUCCAGACUGCCGUCACCCAAGGCGUCUCCACCUCGACUUCCGGGACGGUUCUUGCAAGCACCGAAAAGCUGUGGCCCGACUCUCCGCAGACCAUCCACUACUGCUUUCUGCCCGGCGACCACGUCGGCAGCAACGUGCAACAGGACAAAGUGAGAAACGCCAUCCAAGAAUGGUCGCACUACGCCAAUGUUCGCUUUGUCGAGGGCGUCGAUCCGGCGAGCUGCGACAUUCGUAUCACCUUUGACCCCAAAGAUGGUAGUUGGUCGUACGUCGGUACGGACUCUCGCAUCAUCGAGCCACGGGAUGCGACGAUGAAUCUGGCAGGGCUGCAGGCGUCGGCGUCGAUGACUGCCAACGAGAGGGCAUCGAUCCUGCACGAGUUUGGUCAUGUGUUGGGCUUGCUUCACGAGCAUCAGAGUGCUGCACACGGAGGCACAGCCAUCGAUGUGCAAGCUGCACUCGAACUAUAUCGUUCCGACCGACGCUGGUCAGACAAGCAAGUUCACGACCAAGUGCUUGAUGUCUACAAUCAAUACGACGUGUCCGACUACUCGCAAGUCGACGUGACUUCCAUCAUGCAUUUUCCACAGCCCAAAGAGCUUACGGGACUUGACCAAGAUAUUGGUUAUAACAAGGAGUUGAGCGAUCUCGACAAGGCGUACGUGGUGGUGCAGUAUCCGCGCGAGAAUCCGCCCUCGGAAGCGCCGCAGUGGACUUUUGACUAUGCGCUCGGGGUGAUUGGAUGUCCUGAAUCGGUGGCGCAGCAGCUGCGCGAUGCCAAGGUGCAAGGAACCGACCAUCAGGGAUCCAUUGAUCCCACAUCGAUCCGCCAGAUCCUAAGCGAUUGGACCAAGGCCUCUCACAGUGAGGGUGGCGCAAGAGCAUCCCGACGCGAAGUGGCGAGACCGACAGAUGCUCCCGCUAUGAUGGCCGGUGCAUCUCAGCCGUUCCAGAUGACCAACGAGCUCUUGGACCGCGGAGGCAUCGUUGGCGGCCCCAACGGCGAAUCGCUGGCCAGCAACUACACUAAGGCGCUCCACUCGCUCGUGCCUUCGUACGAAGGCGCCGAAGCGCGCAAGAAGCAAGAAGAAAUGCGUGCCUGGCUGCUCGCCGACGCUGAAUCUAGCAGUGCUGCCAGUUUGAGUACGGACAAGGGCGCCAGCCGUGCCCACAUCCCGAGCACCGCCGAGAUCCUGCAGGACGCCAAGGACGCGCUGCGCGAAAGUAGGCUCAGCUCUUUCUCCGCCGAUCCUAGCGUCUUUCCCGUGCAGAUGGACCCCAAGGACUGGCACGACGCACUCGAUGCGGGACAUACGGCAGACGAGCUCAGCCAGGAUCCUGCGCUAUUGCACGCUGUUCUCCGCUCCAAUGACUAA